Saccostrea echinata is the source of this 969-nucleotide messenger RNA. RefSeq lists its product as uncharacterized. The transcript has 2 exons. Gene Ontology annotation, molecular function: protein dimerization activity. Bases 1 to 969 code for a protein of 322 amino acids. Lineage: Eukaryota; Metazoa; Mollusca; Bivalvia; Ostreida; Ostreidae. The record is from RefSeq and is a predicted model, not a curated record.
AUGAAACGACAUUUGCCAAAUGCAAAACAAGUUGAUUAUUUAAUUGGAAAUAUCGAAAAUGAGGUAACCGAAAGUAAUAAAAACAUAGAGAAAUCGUUAUCUGUGAACAUCUUGCCUAAGCUUUGCGAAACUAGAUGGUCUGCUAGAGUUGAUACUCUUUCAGUUGUCAUUGGAAAGUAUGCAGCCAUAUUAUCGACGCUGGAAGAUGUCAGAAAUGAAAGCACUGUAUCCGAUGCUCGUACGAAAGCCACUGCAUUUAUAAAUAUGAAGGAGAAGAGUUCAUUUAUUGUUGCAAUUGUUGUUGCACACCACAUACUGAGUUAUAUGAAGCCUCUGACUUUGGCUCUCCAGAGUUCAAAAUGUGAUGUAUACAAGGCCUUUGUUGACGCACAGAAUUGCAAGCAAGUUAUUAAUGAUAGCGUUGUGAGGAAGUUUUUCAGAGAUGUAUAUGGUCAAAAGCAUCAGCCAUUACUGACAGAAGUCAACGAUAGAUUUUCUGACGAGACACGUCCUUCAUUCCUAGCCUUCAAGCUUCUUCCAGGCCAGAUAGACACACUUACCCGAGACGAAUUGGCAGAUAUUAUAGAAAGGUUCCAAGAUGAUUUACCGGACAGAGAUGUGUUUAAUCAAGAAUUCGAACGUUGGAAAGUGUUCUGUGGCAACUUGCCGAAUGAUGGUUUUGAAAGAAAUUCCUUAAGCAAUGCAAUCAUGUUAGCUGACUCGGACUUUUACCCAAAUUUGCAUGUCAUUUUCCGUAUUUUGCUCACCAUGCCAGUUGGAUCUGUGCCUUGCGAAAGAUCUUUUUCCGCAAUGAGACGUCUGAAACACUGGGGGAGGUCAACAAUGAAUGAGGAUCGCCUGGUCGGUCUUGCCUUGCUGUUCAUUUACAGACACCAGGCAGUUUCUGUUCGCAAUAUACUUACCAGAUUUGCCGAAUCCAAACAACGCAGAAUUCAAUUGAAGUUUUAA